GAAAAUAGUACAAUGGCCAGGUCAAACUCCAAGAAGAAGAGUAACACAGGUGCAAAGGAAGGAAGUGUGCCAGUACAACAAGCUGGGUCUCAGGAUUCAAGUUCACCAAGUACUCCAUCAAAGAAAAAGGCUGGAAAAGCAAAAGCAAAGACAAUUAAGAGCUCCAAGGAUUCCAAGGGGUUGAAUUUGGGUGUUUCUGAUACUCCUGGGCUUUACAAAAAAUCAAGUCCAAUGAAAGAUUCACCAGUAUAUGAUUUAUUGCAUACGUUUGAAAAAGCACCCGAUCAAUGGGCAGCACGAUAUAUAUUGAUACUUAGUUCUAUAAUAUUGCGGGCAGCCAUUGGAUUGGGCUCAUGGAGUGGUAAAGGCCAAGAGCCUAUUAAUGGAGACUUUGAAGCUCAAAGACAUUGGAUGGAAGUAACCAUUAACUUACCUAUCAAAGAAUGGUAUUUCUACGAUUUGGAAUAUUGGGGGUUAGAUUAUCCUCCAUUAACAGCAUAUCAUCUGUGGUUCUUUGGUAAAGUUGGAAGUUUGAUUGAGAAAGAGUGGUUUCAAUUUUUCACUAGUAGAGGUAUUGAAACUUCAGGAAUCAAAACUUAUAUGAGAUGGACAAGUUUGAUAAGUGAAUUGGUUAUAUUUAUACCUGCAGUAUUACAAUUUAUAUCCAUAAUGGGCAAAAAACUAAAUCUAAGAAGAAUAGACCAAAUUGUUUUAGCAGCUAUCAUAUUGAACCAACCAUCUUUGAUCUUAAUUGAUCAUGGCCAUUUUCAAUAUAACUCAAUUAUGUUGGGAUUGUUUUUGUUCCUGUUAAUCGAUUUGAUAAAAGGUAAUUUUGUUUUAGCAUCUGUUUGGUUCAUGAGCUCUAUUCUUUUCAAGCAGAUGGCUUUAUAUUAUGCACCCUUCAUAUUUUUCUUCAUUUUAUCCAAAUUAUUUAUUGUUAAGCCUGGUAAUAGAAGUUGGUUCAAAUUAAUCAAAACUUUAAACUUCACUAGAUUGAUAUUGAUUGGUGUUACUAUUUUCAUUACAAUUAUCACUAUAUUAAGUCCAUUUAUUAUUCUGCCAAUCAUUAAGAAAGAAGUCAAUCAGAUUCCUAAGUUGAUUGGCCAAAUUGUAUAUAGAAUGUUCCCUUUCCAAAGAGGAUUAUUUGAAGAUAAGGUUGCAAAUUUUUGGUGCACCACUAAUAUUUUAAUCAAAUAUAAUAAGCUUUUUAGUCCAGAUGAAUUAAAAAAAUUAUCUUUGGCAUUAACUUUGUUAUCAAUUUUACCAGCAUGUUUAAUAAGUUUUUAUAAAAAUGUUACUAAAGUUGCCCCCUCUCCUAUGUUAAUAAUAUAUGGGUUUAGUUCAUGUGCAUGGGGUUUUUACCUUUUCUCUUUCCAAGUUCAUGAAAAGAGUGUUUUAGUACCUUUGAUCCCUUCAACUUUAUUAAUCAUGAUUAAUAAUGAGGAGACCAUAUCUAUUAUUCAGUGGAUUAACAAUAUCUCUUUGUUUUCAAUGUAUCCAUUAUUGAAAAAAGAUGAUUUGGCCUUACAAUAUUUUGUGAUGCUGUUAACUAUUAAUUGGUUGAUUGGAGGCUUUUCAAUGAAUUUGAAUAAGAAUUUAUUGUGGUCCAGAAAUUUAUUUUGGAAAUUAAUAAUUAGUGGAUCAUAUUUGUCUAUAAUUGCCUAUCAUUUAAUUGACUAUUUUGCUGAACCUCCAUCUAGUUUGCCUGAUUUAUUUGUUUUAUUGAAUACAACUAUUUCGUUCGGAUGUUUUUCAUUAUUUUAUUGUUGGUUAAUCUACAAACUUUAUAAACUAUAA
Messenger RNA from Hyphopichia burtonii NRRL Y-1933, 1797 nucleotides. It is a transcript of the gene ALG6, whose product is annotated as dolichyl-P-Glc:Man(9)GlcNAc(2)-PP-dolichol alpha-1,3-glucosyltransferase. The transcript has a single exon. NCBI's taxonomy places the organism in Eukaryota, Fungi, Ascomycota, Pichiomycetes, Serinales, Debaryomycetaceae. Bases 13 to 1797 code for a protein of 594 amino acids. The record is from RefSeq and is a predicted model, not a curated record. Gene Ontology annotation, molecular function: dolichyl pyrophosphate Man9GlcNAc2 alpha-1,3-glucosyltransferase activity. Gene Ontology annotation, biological process: protein N-linked glycosylation. Gene Ontology annotation, cellular component: endoplasmic reticulum membrane.